Racocetra fulgida is the source of this 2754-nucleotide messenger RNA. NCBI's taxonomy places the organism in Eukaryota, Fungi, Glomeromycota, Glomeromycetes, Diversisporales, Gigasporaceae. The record is from the annotation of a GenBank genome assembly.
AUGGGCUCCGGAACUACUGCGGCAGCUUGUAAAGAAUUAGGUCGUAAUUUUAUUGGUUCCGAACUUGAUAAAGAAUACUUUCAAAAAGCCUCCGCGAGGUUAGAAAAGUUGAAUGUAUCGAAAUCUGAACUGGAAUUAGGUAAAGAUGAUUUGCCAGUUUUAAUCGCCGAGGCUGAAGCACAUAUUAGCAAGUUAGCACAAGAAAUAAUUGUUGAUGAAAGUAAAACAAUUACUAAAGACUACGCUAUGCUUGACAAACGGUUGCUGAGUAAAAAGCAAACUAAGGGGGAAUUAGAAAAAAUAGUGCAGAAAUGGAAAGGUAAAUUAUCAGAAAUUAAUAGAGAAAAAGAGGGUAAACUAAUUGUCUCUGAUCUUCCUAAUUUAGAAAAGAUUGAAUGUGGUAAUAACAAUUUUACUAGCAUCGAACUUGCUAAUUUGCCUAAAUUAACUUAUUUUAAUGCCAAUAAUUGUCAACUUACCGAGAUAAAAAUUGAAAAUUGCCCCGAAAUUAAUUAUUUUAAUGCGUCUAAUAAUCACCUUAAUAAUACUGGUUUUUUAGACAGCCUCAAUCCUGAAAAAUUAACCACUCUCAGCAUCCACAGCAAUAACUUCCCCGAACAAACUUUAGAGACAUUCGCUAAAUUUAUUAAUCUUCAACAAUUAUUUUUAGAUAAUAAUGAUAAAGCCAAAUUCAGAAAAGGCAUCUAUAAUCGUUUUAUUGGUUCUCUUAAACCUCUUCAAAAUUUAACUAAAUUAGAGAUAUUAAGCAUCGGAGUCACUGAUAUAGACUCCGGUUUGGAAUAUUUACCUAAAAGCUUGCGGAAAAUAGGUCUUACUUCUGCUAUCAAAGUCGAUACUGGUUGUUCUAAAAUUAGACAAGAAUUGGAAGAAGUCGCCAAAAUUGAAGGAAAUUACUCCCCGGAAAUAAGAAAAAAUAUAACCUUUUUAACCAUUAAUGACAAAAAUCUCAAAGGUCAUUUGGAUUUACGGGAUUUCACUAAAUUAGAAAAACUUGAUUGUUCCGAUAACCAAUUAACUAAUUUAGAUUUAAGUCAGUGUGCGGAAUUGACUCACCUCUAUUGCGAAAACAACUCACUCACUAGUUUAGAUUUUUUAAAUACUUUGCCGAACAAAGAUAAAUUAAAAGAAAUUUACUUAGGAGAUAAUCCAGAACUACAUAGUCAAAAUUUAGAUUUUUUAACCCCUUUUACGGAAUUAGAAGAAUUAAAUAUAGAAAACUGUCCUUUUAGCGGGAGUCUGAAAUCCUUAAAGAGUAUAGGUAAAUUAAAGAAUAUUUAUAUCAGCGACACUGAUAUAGACAGUGGUUUAGAUGAUUUACCAACUAAUUGCCAAAGAGUUUAUUGUAGCAAUAAUAAAGCGGAUAGAAAGGAACUAAAAGCAAAAAUCGGGAAAGAAGAAAUAAAAAAACCAACCGAACUAAGUAAACUUAAAUCUCCGGAACAAUUUGGCCGAUUUAAAUAUCUAACUGGUAUAGAAUAUGCUUCUACGUCUACUACUGUUAUCGGGGGUGCUUUAACCUUAUUAGACUUCUCUACUACUGGAGGAGUUAUUACUCUCACUGCUCCUUUGGUAGGCCAAGGUGCUAAAGAAUUUGAAAAGGAUGCCGAUACUUUUUUAGAAAAUUUUAAUGAGUUAAUGGGAAUAUUGAAACAGAUUGAAGCAGGCGAAGUAGGAACGGUAAGCGAAGCUCUCGAGGAUCUAAAAAAGCAAGUCUAUAAAUUUUUAAAUGCUUAUGAUGAAGAUCGUAAUGAAGAAAUAGACAUUAAGGAAUUAACUAAUGGACGGGUCAAAUUUGCCAAAGAACUAAAUAAAGUAGAAGAAAUUGUGGAAGCUAUGAAAGAAUUAGAGGAGCAGGUAAUUAACUAUCGGCAAGAUCAAGUUCCAAUAGUUAAUGAAUUACUCCAAAAACUAACUAAUAUUAAGGAAGGGAAAAGGGAAAAAAUUGAAAAAAUAUUUAAAGAAGAAUUUCCUAAGAAAGAAAUUAAGAAAAUAAUUUUCUCAGAACGAGGAGAAAAUAAAGAACAGUACUUGAUAAUUAGUAAUGAAGUGCUAAAUGAUUCAAUUCCAAAAUAUUAUUUAAAUUUAGUUGAUUUAAUAAUAAUUAAUAACGCUUUUUAUGAGGCAAAAAUGAACAACUUCUCCCAGCCUUUUAGUUCGGAGGAAGAAGCAAAAAAAUUAAUAAAAAUUGAGUUUACUGAGGAGCAAGAAAGGAGGAUUGAGAAUGAACUGAAAAAGUUGUACCAAGAAAAGGAAGCUAAAGAACUUAUAGACAAACAAAGUAUUACCGAAGUUCAAAUUAGUUCUGAACAAAAAGGAGAAAGUUCUGCUCAGGCACAAAUAGAAAUUCCUCCCAAAAUUAAAGCCCGCAACACUCUCCACCGGGUUUUAGAAAAUGCCCAAAGCGAAGGUGAAAAAAUGGGAGUGGUUAAAGCCUUUGAAUUUUGUUAUGAACUAAGUUGGAAAAUAUUGAAAAAAAUAUUAAACUUUCACAGUAUAGAAGUUGGUAGUGCUCGAGAUGUUUUUCGGGAAGCAACUAAGCAAAUAAUUAGACAAAUACUUAGUAGAUAUCCUUAUCGUUUUUAUGCCUAUGGUUCACGAGUGAAAGGUACAGCCAGAAAAUUUUCUGAUUUAGACCUCUGUUAUCAGGAAGAAAUGCCUUGGAAUAUUUAUGGUCGUGUUAAGGAGGAUUUUGAAGAAUCUAAUUUGCCUUUUAAAGUGGAUUUGGUGUUUUGA